GGAGCACACACAACCACCACAACCAACAACCAAACCGUUCAAUCCACUACCACACACCACGCCUUUGCUGUUGUCUUUUGACGUACGUUUGUUGUGCGUGUGUGAGUGUUCGAACAGACAAACCACACACACACACACACAACCACACUUCUGUCAGCCACACUAUUGUCAGGAACAAUGCUUCGUCGCCGACAAUGGCCAAAGGCGGCUGCCAUCGCCGCAGCCAUCGUCCUGCUGUAUGUCUUUGUGCUCAAGCCAGAGAUGGAAGAGAGCGCCCGCGACGGCCCACUGCUGCACCACAACGAUGCGCGCAGCAACGACAACCACCACCACCACCACCAGCAACAGCAACAGCACCACAGUGACACAGGCGGAAGCGUGGACACAAAUCACAAGCAACAACAGCAACAGCAGCAACAACAACAACAACAGCAGCAGCAGCAGCAGCAGCAGCAGCAGCAGCAGCAGGUUGGCGGAGGCAAUGGCCAUGUCUAUCCCGAUCUGAGCGUGUACCCGGGUGGCGUGAACAUUCGUGGCGAGGUGGACGACAAGCACCUGCACGGCAACAAGAUUGGUGUGCGGGACGACGGCGUCAUGGGCUUCCGCACCACAUCGUACGUGUCCAUGAAGGACGAGUCCCUGGAAAUGAAGCGCAUCGCGCACAAGCAAAACUGCUUCAACCUCAGGCGCAGCGACAGCAUCCCGCUGGACCGCGACAUCCCAGACCACCGCGACUCGCAGUGCAAGAAGAUUGUGUAUCCAAACGACAUGCCUGCAGCCAGCGUGGUGUUUGUCUUCUUCAACGAGCCGCUCUCGCCCCUGCUGCGCUCCAUCCACUCCGUCCUGGACCGCACCCCGCCACACCUGCUGCACGAGAUUGUGCUCGUGGACGACGGCAGCGAUGCGCAGUGGCUGCAGCAGGAACUCAACGACUACAUGCGCUGGCUGCCCAAGACCAAGAUCGUGCGCAUGCCGCAGCGCAAGGGCCUCAUGGAGGCGCGCGUGCAGGGCGCCAAGGCCGCCACGGGCGAGGUGAUUGUGUUCCUCGACUCGCACAUUGAGGUGUCCCCGGUCUGGCUGGAGCCCAUGCUUGCACGCAUCACGGAGGACCGCCGCCAUGUCGUCAUGCCCAUCAUCGACAGCAUCGACGCAGACUCGUUCCAGUACCGCAAGGGCGGCCUCGACAUCCUCGGCUUCUCCUGGGCGCUGGGCCAGAAGAGCAUCGGCACGCGCCGCCGCACGCGCACGCAGCCCAUGCCCUCGCCCAUCAUGGCCGGCGGCUUGUUCGCCAUGGACCGCAAGUACUUCUUCGACCUCGGCGCGUACGACCCGGAGAUGCAGCUGUACGGUGGCGAAGAGAUGGAGAUCUCCUUCCGCAUCUGGCAGUGCGGCGGCACGCUCGAGUGCAUCCCUUGCUCGCGCGUCGGGCACGUGUUCCGCACGGGCAAGUACUGGAAGGGCCAGGUGUACACGGUGCCUGGCGACGUGAUCGUUCGCAACAAGCUGCGCGCGGCCGAGGUGUGGAUGGACGAGUACAAGGACAUUGUCAAGCGCGUCAUGUCCCCGCUGCCACGCGGCAAGACGCUGGGCCCGCUCGACAUGAUGUUCGACAUCCGCAAGCGCCACAACUGCAAGCCCUUCAAGUGGUACCUGGAGAACGUGUACCCGGAGAUGUUUGUGCCAUACGACCCGGACCACGUCGUUGCCAGCGGUGAGGUGCGCAACCCGCACACGGACGCGUGCUUUGACACGCUCGGCGCGCGGCACCAGGGCGCCCGCAUCGGCGCAUACCCGUGCCACCACUCCCACGGCACGCAGGAGUUUGUGCUGUCCACGGGCGGCGACAUUCGCGUUGCGGCCAUGGACUUUGACACGUGCCUUGACCGCGGCAACGGGGACGGCAGCAUCGGCAUCUGGCCGUGCCAUCAGACCGGCGGCAACCAGAAGUGGAACUAUGACCCAAAGUCUGGCCGCCUCAGUGACGGCGACGGCCACAUUUGCGCAGAGGCGCAGCGCACAGCAACCCCAAGCAGCCCGUUCAAGCUUGUCCUGUCGCCAUGCGAUCUCACCAACCCGGCCCAGCAGUGGAUCUUCAAGGAGGCGGAGCCAAAGUAGCAGCGACGGCGAUUGAUUGGUUGAUGAUGGUGGCGGUGGUGGUGGUGGCGGUGGCGGUGGUGGCCUGAUGACUUUUGGGUCA
This is a messenger RNA of Salpingoeca rosetta, 2197 nucleotides long. Its product is annotated as polypeptide N-acetylgalactosaminyltransferase 14. The transcript has a single exon. The record is from RefSeq and is a predicted model, not a curated record. Gene Ontology annotation, cellular component: Golgi apparatus. Lineage: Eukaryota; Choanoflagellata; Craspedida; Salpingoecidae. Bases 178 to 2115 code for a protein of 645 amino acids.